GAGGAACCGGAAACGAGAACAAACUUUUCCCGGUCAUUUUACGCAGCUAAAGUUGUUUAGUAUUUUCUCUUAUUUAGACACCAACACAUUAAAGAACACGUCUACAACCUGUAAAAACCAUCCCAGCGAGGAAAGUCGUGAGGUUAGCGAGCUAUUUAUUGGCACGCUUGCUUAGCGGCACAUAGUUAGUGAUUAUAGCGUAACGUUAACCGGCUGGCCAGGUAUCAACAUAGACAGUCAGUGCACUUGUUGGUGAUACGUGGAUUCAACCUGAAGAUACUUUCUCAUGUUUUAGAUUUCAACAUGUCCUUGAGUGCAGUCCACUCCACACUGUCCAGUCUGAAAACAUGUCAGGCAGAUAUUGGAACGGGGAUGGACAUCGUGACCGACGUCGCUCUGGACGUGGCAGAAACAGCAGGAACUGAGAAUGAUGCAGUCCUGAAGAAGCUGGAGGUGAUGAUGCUGGAGUGUGCCAAACUGGACCAGGAGAUCAACUGCUUCGUUGAGGUGGUGAACUCUGUCACUGCAGAGGUGAGAAACCAGGAGCCCGAGGCCAUGUUCAGACUGAAGUCUCUGGUGAAGGAGAAGUUCACUGAGAGACACGGCAGUCUGUCUGAGGGAGAGCUACAGAACCACGUCAAGCUGGUCAGCUUUAAGGAGAACGUCAGAAACGCACUCAAAACAGUGAACCCUGAGGCAGCAGAUAAUAUGGAGGAGGAGCUAGAUGAGGAUGUUGCUGUGACGCAGAGUGAGGUUAACUUCACCUGUCCCCUGACUCAGGUGGAGAUGGUGAACCCAAUGAAGAACAAGAAGUGUAACCACCACUACGACCGGGACGCCAUUAUGGGGAUGAUCAAGGCCAGGCAAAACCAGAAGAAGAAGUUACGCUGUCCGGUGGUUGGCUGUGGCAACACGGACGUGAAGCAGGGAGACCUGAUCCUAGAUCAGAUUAUGAAGAGACAGAUCCAGAAGAGGUAGACUACCAAAGCCCACUGUUCCCCGGUAGACCGUCAUUGUAAAUAAUAAUUUGUUCUUAACUGACUUGCCUAGUUAAAUAAAAACAUUUAAAAAUCCUAUGCCUUUGGUGUUGAGAACCUGCAGUUACUGUAAUAGACCACUGGGGGGCAGUGUCGUCCCUGGAAUACACCACAAAGGGAUCAGGAGAGGUGACUCAGGUCAUGAAGAGAGAAGCUGGAUAAUCAGCCUACUUAUUCUGAGAGAGUUGGGCUAAAUGAAUCAAGAGAAUGUGGGUUUCCUAAAUACUUACAAACCACAAAAAGAUAAUGUCUGUAACAUACAAACUGAAAAGAUUAUUGAAUAAAUGAUGUGGAAAUGAUCAAGUAUCUAUUUUCAGUUCCAUCCUAAAAGUA
Messenger RNA from Oncorhynchus mykiss (rainbow trout), 1370 nucleotides. NCBI's taxonomy places the organism in Eukaryota, Metazoa, Chordata, Actinopteri, Salmoniformes, Salmonidae. The record is from RefSeq and is a predicted model, not a curated record.